Molecule: messenger RNA, 6409 nt
Organism: Acaromyces ingoldii
Lineage: Eukaryota; Fungi; Basidiomycota; Exobasidiomycetes; Exobasidiales; Cryptobasidiaceae
Exons: 3
Coding region: 234-6314 (2026 amino acids)
Source: RefSeq, a predicted model, not a curated record
CUUCCCACAAGAACGAGGGCAAGAAGGGCGAAAAGGAGACGGGAGCAUCCGCGACAACAAAGAGGAUCCUCACCUUUGGAUUCGGAUCCAUUGCUCGGCGCAGCAGGGCCGACAGCGCAUCGACACCGUCGCAGUCGGGCUCACGGCGAUCGCACAAGGCAAAGAGCAAGUCGCUCGGCCAGGAUCCCCUCUCGGAUAUCCUCAGUGGCCUAGACGCAUCCCACGACAGCGCCAUGCCAGCAGCAGCCUCAAGUUCCACAUCUACCUCCAAGAUCUACGUCUCCCCCUCGUCGCCCACCCGUGUUCGAGCUUCUGCGAUUCCCGUCGCAGCGCCGUCAAGCUCGCGGCUCUCGGGCCCGCAUUCGAGCAGGGCGACCAUCGUCAACCAUUCCCAUCUCGCCAACCAGUCGGUGACGCUCAGCGGGAUAUCUUCCGAUAUGGCGACGGCGGCGGCGGCGGCGGAGCCCUCGUCGAGCAGAUCCGGUCUGCCACUCUACCGCUCCAACUCGAAGCGAGAGUCGACGCUCGACUUCCUCGAGGCAGACGGCGGGCCGAGGUCCGUACGAAGAGCCGAGGGCAAGCGAGCAGAGUCAGAGGCGAGUGCCAGCCUGCGGGUCAUUCACCAAGCCCGUGAGACCGCUUCAAGGAGCCAAUUUGCACCACAACCGUCAUCAUCAGCUCGGCCAUCGACUUCGCCAAAGACACACUCGAGCUUCUCCUCAUCGGUCCGGAGAAUGUUUGGCGGGAGGGCCAAGUCGACGUCGCAGGCAAGCCGGCCGCCAGUGAUUCACGAGGCAGAGGCUCAGACAGACAGGCUGGGCAGGAUCGAGGAGACGGAUGCGCGACCCACGGGGAUCGGUGGAGUUGUCGGUCGGGACGCUGCUGUCGAUGCAAGAAGGGCAAGGGAUCAGCUACAGCAGCAGCAGCAGCAGCAGCAGCAGCAGCAGCUUCAGCAGAGCAAGCCUUCAAAGGGCUCGUCGAUCUUUGCUCCCUUUCGUGCAAAGACGCCGCCCCGACCAAAGGUCGACCUUGAGGGAGUCGAAGUGCAACGCCAGCACCAUUCAGCGAGUGCAGCGCGCCAGUCGCUGCCCGCUGGUGCAGGUGCGUCAUCUCCGGCUGCGACGUCGAGAGCCGACGGCGAGAGGCGCUCCUCUGUCUUGGCGCAGCAGGUGAAAAGGGCAAAUGAGAACGGCACCUCUUCGCCCCCCUCGACGCCCGUGCGCAGAACAGCGACCGCUUCGCCCCCUCGUUCCGGCUUGGGCAGCCUCCGAUCGCCCGAGCGGUCGCUCACGCUGCAGGCCCUCUCGACUGCACCAGCCUCGCCGUACUCGUCGUUGCGAAGGACGAGUGGUGGCGGGGGUGCUGCCCCGGCGUACCUGCCGCGGCUGCCUCCUGACCUCGCGAGACUGUCUACCGACGGGACACUGGCGGCCGCCGCAGCGGCUGCAGAGCGACCGUCGACUGCCUCGACUGACGAAGGCACGGGCGUGGCGCUGAGCACCUCGCCUGGAAGGGAGGAGGAUUUAUCGUCCCCCUCGUCAUCCAACGGCCGAAAGGUGGGACCGGCACGGGCGAGUGUGCCCAGGAUGUGGCAGGGGUCGAGGAAUAGUGCCUCGCUGCUCACCACGGCGCCUGAAAAUGAGACGGCGACGGAGACCGAGACGGAUAUGGAGACCGAGACCGAGACCGAGAGAGACGCCGAGACGGAUGCCGACGAGAGGGACGGUCUGACGGGCCGCGGCCUGGGCGCCCACAGGGACGACGAGGAGCGCCACCCCCGAGACUCAUCAUCGCGACGCUUUGGCUCGUCGGCGACGACGGGCAGCAUGUCCUCGUUCAAGACUGCCAAGUCGUCUCCCAGGGCCCAGUACCUCGAGGGCUCCCUCGCCGAGGCAGCAUCGACGCCCUCGCAGCCGUCGAAAUCUUCACGCCAGGCUCUCUCCCUGCUUCCCGGUGCCACGCCCGCUGCUGGUGCUGGUGCUUCGGGCGACCGCAGCACUCUCUCGACGCCGAGGGGCCAAUUGUCGGCAGAUACACCGACAAAGCCCGGCGUCAGCCCGCUCUCGGAUCUGAUCCACAAUCUCGAGCAGCGCAAGUACUCGGACUACGAUAGCGAGCUCGGCGACUCGAGCACACGCUGGCCACCACCACUGGCUGCAGCGCCCGCCUCGCCGCGCACCGGGCGUGUCAGCAGGGGAAGCGCCAAUGCGAGUGGGGACACGUCCAACUCGUUUGGCUAUCCCGAGCAACAGGCUCCCUUACAUGGCCUUGAUGGCCGCGAUGGUCUUGACGGCGACUUCGGCCGAGAGCGCGCCGGCGACGAUGAUGAUUCGUCGCCGACGUCGAUCCAGAGGAGACGAUACACCUUUGGCGACGAAGAGGCAAACCACGCAUCUUCGUCACUUGCGCGGCCACCAGCCGUGGGCUCGCCUUCUUCGCCCCAGCUGGCGUCGGUUGCAGCGGUGUCUAGCAGGGGCCAACCCAGGUCUUCUCGAGCCAGGGUCUCUCCGCGGCGAGACGACAACGAUGUUGACGAUGUCUUUACCACUGACCACGACCAUGGAGCCGAGCAGUCUAUCUCUGUCUCGGAGAUCGAGAGCAACCUGGCGGCCGUCGAAGCUGCGCUUCGGCGUCACAAUCUCGAAGGCAGCUUUGACCCGGCCUCGUUGCGAAGAAGAAUCGUGACGCCGCGCGGCGUGAGCAUCUCGAUGUUUGACGACGAAGGCCGAAACGAGUUUGGCGUGAUUGAAGACGACGGCGAGCUGUCGCGCGUCACGCUGCCCCCGGAGCAGGAGAGCGCGCUGCAGAAUGCCGUCAAAGAGGUCCGGCGCGCUAUUAGCUCGUCGCAGCUGCCCCAGAUUCCCAAUGAGGACGACGACACGGAGGGCGGCGGCGAUCUGGAGACUGUCGAGACAAGGGAGCCGAAGCAGGAAGCGCAGUUGUUGACGCCUUCAAGGCCAUCGGUGCUGGAGGAUGGGCAAGGCGUGCCACGCCAGCGCGAGUCGACGCCCAUGAGAGCUGCUCGCAACCGUCAGGAGUCGAUGCAGGAUGUCGAGGAGGCCUAUGCGCGCAUGUGCGACCUCGUCGGCUCCGCUGCUGGCUUUGCGCCUUCGCCAAUGCAGGAGCCGGCCGCGUCCUGGCGACGGAGGAGCACCAAGUCGCAGCCCACGCAGUAUCGGGCCCCCGCUGAGCCGGGCGAGGUGCCCCUGCAGGAGCGAGGCUAUGCGCUGCCUCGCGAACGCACACAGAGCGCGGCUCCGGCCCCUCCCUCGUAUCUUUUUGGUCCGUCGCAGGGCGGCGGCGGCGGUGGCUCAGCCUCUACUGGAUUUGUAAAUCCGCGCGUCGCCGCUCGCCAGGCGCUGCUGCGCGAGAGCGAUGCCCUCUCGAGAGCGGCCAUGAUGAAUCCUGCCUCGUCGACUACCUCUUCGUCGUCGGCCGCACUCGUCGCUGGCCUGCCUGGCCUGUCCGAGGAGAUGGGCGAAAAGGUGCAGUACCUCCGUGGCCGCACCAGCAACCUGUCCACUGGCUCGCGCAGGGCCGCUUCCGAGUCGCCUCCACGCCGCAGGCCAUACCAGGACAUUGACAGUGCUCUUGUUGCUGUUGGUGGUGUUGGUGCUGCUACUGCUACUGCUGUCCCUGUCGCCAUGGAUGCCUCCUCGGCUGCUGUUCAAUUUGGACGAAGUCGAACGCAAACGUCUGGCUCAGCAAAGUCAACGAAGCGGACCAGCGCCACGUCGGCCACUGGCUCGGCCGUGGGUACAGGCACCUCGCCGUCAGCCACUGCCAAGACGCAGGGGACGCCGCGGUCGUCGGAAAUCGAGUCAGCUCACCCCGAAUGGCAACGCCUGCGCACCUCGCCCAAUGCAUCUCGCCUGCCUCUCCAUGGCCUUGGCGGUGGCGGUGGCGGCGGUAGCGGCGGUGGCAGUGGCAGUGGCAGCAAACGUGCUUCACAGGCUUCGUCUUCUAUCAUCACCAACUCGCCCAUCAUUGAGUCACGAGCGAUGCGAAACUUUGACGGUCAACGGCGGGGCACACGAGGACAUGUGAGCACGUCGUCUGCGCAGUCGAACCAAGGCAUCGGUGCGUUCCUGUCGAGUGCCUCGCCUACGCCGACGUCCAAUGCCGCGUUGCGACACCAGCAAGGCCCAACCCCGGCUGGCCGCGACUCGUGGAGGGACUGGCACCGGCUCGAGGACCACAUCAACCGACCGAGCAGCCGGACCAGCUUGGCGAGCAACGUCGCCGUGGCUCAGGCCCUCGCUGUCGCUGCGGCGGCCAACAGUGGCGGCAGCAUGUCCAACACGCCUGCUGGAGGAGGAGGGAGCAACCAAGGUCACCACCACAGCGGCACUCAGAGGGCGGCUGCCCACGCUUCCAGGCACAGCGGCCAGCUGUCCUCCCUCGAUGGCAGCGGCGGCCACCUGUCUUCAUUCUUUGAUGCAGGCAGUAUCGCCAGCGCACCAGGGGGCGGAGCAGGAGGAGGAGCUAGAGGAACAGGGGAGGCUGGAUGGGGCAUCUCUUCGCCAAGCGGCAAUGGCCAACAGCAGCAGUCCUCGGUGAAUGCCGUGUAUCGACGUCAUGCCCUGGAGCGCGACAGCUUGCUCGACAUGCUCCAACGGUCCCGACUCGACAAUGCAGAGCUUCGCAGCCGCAACGAGCAGCUCGAGUCGGAUCUGCACCAAGAAGUCACGCGCGUCCUCGAGCUCCAGCGCGAGCUCGACCUCCGACAAGAGGAGCAGGCCAAGAAGGAGGCUCGCAUCGGGACCCUCGAGAGCCAGCUCGAGGUCGAGCAUGCGGACCGCGUCCGGAUCGCAGAGCUGCUGGAAAAGGUGCAAAAGGCGCUCGACAAUGCGGCGAGUGCUGGUGCACGACCUGGCAUACUGUCGAGCCCGACGGCCAGCUCAGUGAGCAUCCUGCAGGAAGACCUGCAGCCGGCCCUGUCGAGACGGAUGCUGGAUAUUCCCGGCGGCAGCAGCGUGAGCUCCCAUGCCCAUGUGGGUACCUCGUCUGCGCCUACGGCUACCAAUGGACACCUGCCCCACGAGCAUGAGCAUCUCGACUUUGACGAUGAAGAUGACCGUGAGGUCUUGCUUCACCACGACGACGACGACGACGACGUUGGUGCGGCCGACGACGAAGAAGAUGACCACGAGGACCGUCGAUAUGACUCGAUGCGCAGUGAGGACUUUGACCCCAUCGAGUACCGCGACUCAUCAUCAUACGAAGCUGGGGGCAACUCGCUCCUGCAUCCACCGGUCGAGCAGCACCAUCAUCAUCAUCACCACCAUGACCCAGCAGAGCGGUCGCCGUCGUUGCACUCGUACCCUUCUGCUCUUGGCCUCGAUGUCAAGGACGACGAGAUGCGAUGGCAGCUUGACGACGAGCAAGCGCCGGAAGAGACUGGCGACAACACCGACUCGGAGCCCUUGCCGCACGAGUCCGAGGCCCUUGUCCCUGCCUCCGCUCCAGCUACGGCUCCGGCUCCAGCUUCAGCUUCAGCUCUUGCUACUGCCUCUACUCAUGAUACGGGCUCGCCUCUUCCUCGCCCUUCGAGAAUGCCCAUGUCGAGCUCCACUUCGAUUCCGUCGAGCAUCGCCAUGUCCCAGUCGACCAGCACAGGAUCCACCGUGCUAGCCGGUCCGACGUCGUCUGCGGAUCGCUCCAUUGAGGGUGUCCGCCGGCUGCCUACUUCGCCGCCCCGGUCAGCCGGCCUCGCUGAGCGGUUCGGGAGCGGAAACAACCCCAGGAGGAUGCCGAGCACGACGAGCACGGCGGCCACGUCGCUCUCGACCUCGUCCCCGCGGGUCGUCUCGAGGAACGUCUCCAUCUCCUCGAUUCCGCAGCCCGUCUCUUCUCGCAGGCAGCCGCAGCCGCAGCCGCAGCAGCAACAACAGCAGCCGCCACACUCGCCGAGCUCAAGCUCCAGCGCGGCGCCCUCCUCAGCCAUGUCGUCUGCCGACGCGUGGAGAAAGAUGUCGAGCUCGAGCCGGGUGACGAGCGGCGGCGGCAACACCUCGGCGGGCGACACGAGCUACACGGCCCAGACGGUCAGUCCCGUCGGCAGCUUUAUUUCGACGUUCCCGUCGUCUUCGGCCGCGGGACCCGCUGGCGGUGGUGGCAGCAGCAGGUUCGUCUCGGGUCUCCCGCGCAGGGCAGGUGGAGGAGGAGGAGCAGUGGGGGCAGGAGCAGUCAGGGGAGGCUACUACGAUCCGAGGAGACCGCCAGACUACGACCCAGUCGACGUCAGCGUGCUUGAUGCCCUCUCGGCAGAUGGCGAUGAGAGCAGGGACAGGCAGGGCGAUGUUAGUCUAUAGAGUGGCAAGAGAGGCCAAUGAUGAGAAACGCGAUUAAUGUUAAUACAGGAGUGACUCUUUCUCAGUCUCAGUUCCUUUUGCCUUUGGGUAGGCAG